Molecule: messenger RNA, 1287 nt
Organism: Malassezia globosa CBS 7966
Lineage: Eukaryota; Fungi; Basidiomycota; Malasseziomycetes; Malasseziales; Malasseziaceae
Exons: 1
Coding region: 1-1287 (428 amino acids)
Biological process (GO): protein import into peroxisome matrix
Cellular component (GO): peroxisomal membrane
Molecular function (GO): zinc ion binding
Source: RefSeq, a predicted model, not a curated record
AUGAGAGAGGAGAAAGUUACGAGCCUCAGCACGCCUGCUAGAUACAGGUAUCCACGCUCGGCACAGGCCGAAAUCGUGCGAUUGCACCAGAAGGACACAUACUACCGUGACGCAUUUCAUGAGCAACUCAAGGAAUUUGCGAUCAAUGUGUUUGGGUCGCGCGCUACUCACAAAUAUGAAAAUCUACUGAUCCUCGGCUCAAGUCUAGUGUACUUUGGCCUUUGCACAUUGAAUGGGGCACAGUCGUUAGGCGAAGAGUAUGUUAAUGCGAUGAUGCGGCACCGUAAGACGGGUCACAUCGUGAGUGCCAAGCGCCGUGCUGCAUUUCUUCUACUGUACGUUGUUGCCCCCUACAUAGUAGCGCGGUCGUACAGCGCAGUACGUGCGUGGGUCGUUCGGGUGGGUGCAUUGAACGAUGAGAAACGCGAGGAAGAGAAGCAGCUAGAAAGUAUGGGCAUCGUUGGCAUGGAGAAUCCAACGUUAUGUUCUCGCAUUUGGUCGCGGUGGAAAGUCGAUGAGCUUAUCCACUGGCUUUCGAGACAUUUGCCGGGCGCGCAUGAACUCGCAGGAUCACAUGGAUUCUUUGCCUACGUAUCUGCAGCGCAGCUCGCCAUGUUCUACCUUUGGGGUCGGUAUUAUACCCUAGCUCACCGAUUCGUUGGUGCGGACUACAUGUAUGCAAGUGCGCGUCGGCCGGGCUCUCCACCAAUGUCCUAUGAGGUACUAGGUGUACUUCUAACGAUUCAAUUUCUUGUCAAGCUCGGCUUGAUGUGGCGGAACCGGCUACUUCGAGCGAACGGGGGAGUAGCCGUGAGAGAUGUCAUAUUUGCCUCUCGCUCUAGAAAUCCGAAUCAAAAACCACACUUGAAGCUUGAUGACAAGGAAGUAUUCCCUCACGACGGUACUGUCGUAACAAGGGAGCCUGGUAUGUUUAUGCCGCAGCCAUACACGUUUCCGCUGAUAUACCCAUGCGCCGAUGGUGAAGUCAAGCCGGCGGAUCUAGGAAUGGAGCAAGUCAGCACGGAGGAAGAAAGCCGCGACUUUGAUGCAGCACAGGCGGCCAUUCGAACGAGGACAGCACAAUUGGAAGCGAUCUCUAGCCAGAUUCUUCGCUGUACACUGUGUAUGGAUCGACGUGAACCUCAGAAAGGGGAUAGUGCCGUCACGGAGUGCGGCCAUGUGUUUUGUUGGGCAUGUAUUGAAGAGUGGCUAAGCGAGAAGCCGGAGUGUCCAUUGUGUCGUCAAGGCGUGAGCAUCACACAACUGAUGCCGAUCUAUAACUUGUAG